AAUUAUUAUUUGUUCAUUUUAAAGACAAUAAAAAUUUAUUAGGCACUAAAUUGAUCUACCUCAUUUCUCAACAUCCCUUCGUCAUAGAUGUUAUAAAUGCGAGGAAAACAAACCUAAUAAUAAGACAUCACCCAGACGGAGCACAAAAUCGCCGACUAAUUUGCACCAAUUUGAGGGAACAACUAAACGGAAGAGCAAACAUCGUUUUCCCUCCCGUCAAAUCCAAGCCCAUGGGAUCGGAUCGAUGAAAAAUUAGCAAACUCAGUGCGCAUACGUACGCCAAGGUGUAAGCUCGAUCGGUAAGCUCGAAUACGGAUAUGCCGGAAUCGCAGUCAACGGGUAGCUAUCCGGGCAAAUCCUCCCCCGGAUUGGAUGUUGUGGAGCAGGUGAACGGCAGCUUUGGACGCUGGCAGUUGCGCACCAUCCUGCUGAUAUUCCUCUGCAAGAUUCCCAGCGCGUGGUUCACGGCCAUCAUCAUCUACACGGCUCCGUAUCCCUGGAAGGGGGAGCUCGUCUGCCGCCCGGCCGAAUGGAAUGUCAGCCGGUCGCGUGAGGAUCAUGUCAGCCAGAUCCAUCCGCUUUGGCAAGAUGCGCGCAGCACGGAUCGCUUGUUCAACGUGGACGUGUGCAAUGCCUAUUCAAACUCCCUGGCCCGCGGAUUUGUGCGCAGCCAUGGCCGGGAGUGGAACGCCUCGGAGUCGAAGGAGCCGGAUGCCCAAUCUUCGCUGCCCUGCAAGCACGUGGAGCACAUGACCGACUACAAGUCCCUGAUCAUCCAGUUCGACCUCAUCUGCUCCCGUCGCGUUCUGGUGGCGAUGACGCAAUCUUUUCAUGCUCUUGGUGCCCUGAUUGGCGGUCUGAUGGCCUACUCCGCCCUCAAAAUAAUCAGUCCGCGACGCUUGAUGUUGCUGGGCAUGAUUGGCCAGAUAUUUUGCGGAAACCUUACUGGAUUGGUAGACACCUACCAGUUGCACAUCUACUUCCGCUGCCUUACAUCCAUAUUUUGUGCUCUUAUGUAUACUUCCGGACAGUUUAUAUUAAACGACAUCACGUCGGGCAAGGCUCGCAUCAUUGUGGUCACUCUAUCGGAGUUGUUCUGGUCCAUGGGUCUCGUCCUGCUGCCCGCCAUUUCUAUAUAUUUCGACGACUGGAGCUACCUGUACGUGGCCAUCUCAUCCUCACUCAUCGUGCUAGUUUGGCUGCAUCGUUGGAUAGCGGAUGCUCCUCGCUGGCUGCUGCAACAUCAGCGAGUGGAGGCUGCACUGCGUCAGCUGCUGGAAUCGGCCACCUACAACAACCGGAAAGUGCCGCUCACCCUCGACGUUCAGCUCACGGUGUACGCCAAUGAUCUGGAGCAAAGGGCCAGGCAGAAGCAGGGCUACUGCCAAAUCUGGGAUGGCGAGACGAAACGCAGCCAGUUGGUGUACAUCCACUGGAUCUGGGGCGGAGCUAUGGUGCUCUAUAACAUCACCCUGCUGAUGAUCCGAAAUCUAGGCACUCAACAAGUGCAUGUGAACACUGCGGCCCUGGGAUUUGCCGAGAUGAUUGGCGUUUUUGUGGGUCUCUAUCUGAUCCUAUACACACGUCGCCACUGGCGCUGGGCAGGAAAUUUAAUGAUUAUAGCAGGUCUCAGCACAUAUUUCAUUUGGCUGCUGCCCGAAACUGAACGAAAUUCGCGUCGCGUGGGACUGGAGCUGGUGUUUUGGCUCACACUAAAAGUGGCAAACUCCGCCUCGAUAGCUGUGCUGACCACCUGCACAAGUGAGAUUGUAUCCAACGAAAAGCGCGUGUUCCUGCUGCUGUCCGUGAUCUCAUUCAGUCGCCUGUGCUUGGUCUUUAGCCCGCUGCUCAGCUGCCUCACUGUCAUCCAUCACCUGGUGCCCAUCACCAUUCUGGGCACAGUUGGCUGGAUUUAUGGCCUGGCCCUGCGUCGCCUCAAUCGCUACUAUUGGAACACGGAGCAGCCGCAGAUAAGCCGGGUGCCCACACCCAACACCUAUCGUCGCCAGUCGGCCAUCAUAAUGCGCCGCUGCAGCACGGCCAGCUCGGAAUGCAGUGCCUACAGCAAUGAGCUCUUGAGCCAUCUUGAGCGGAACAUGGCUGUUAGUAUAGCCGACAUUUGGCACAUUAAUUUUCAUCCUUCGAGUGAGAUCGAAAUGGAAAUGGAGCAGCAUAUACCGGAAGGUCUCAGAUCGCACAGCUCGGAAACCAUUUGAAGAGCUUUUUUUGCUGCCUGAAAGUAGGCUUGGCGAAAUAAAAGAAUCUAUGUACAUCCACUAUAGUAAGACUUAUUGUCAUUAAAUUGCUUUACAAUAAAUUUAAUUAAUUAAAAUGAAAACAUGUUACACGCAUAGGA
This is a messenger RNA of Drosophila gunungcola (fruit fly), 2356 nucleotides long. RefSeq names its product solute carrier family 22 member 19. The transcript is spliced from 4 exons. NCBI's taxonomy places the organism in Eukaryota, Metazoa, Arthropoda, Insecta, Diptera, Drosophilidae. Bases 318 to 2216 code for a protein of 632 amino acids. Gene Ontology annotation, biological process: transmembrane transport. Gene Ontology annotation, molecular function: transmembrane transporter activity. The record is from RefSeq and is a predicted model, not a curated record.